Molecule: messenger RNA, 1858 nt
Organism: Danio rerio (zebrafish)
Lineage: Eukaryota; Metazoa; Chordata; Actinopteri; Cypriniformes; Danionidae
Source: RefSeq, a predicted model, not a curated record
CACUACCUACAGCGCCACUGCCUCGCCGGAUGUUAAUGUCCUGUAUUGCAAUGUAUGCUCGUAAAUACACUGAAAACACUUGUGAAUCCAAUAAAUAUUUAGUUCAGUGUAGUCAAUUUUCUAAAUUAAAAUACUAGAGUGCUUUCUGUCACUGUAUGGGGCUGGUAGGGUGGGUUUUACAUUUCCUGUGCUGUAAUAGUACGAUAAUGGGAAUGAUAAUUGUUGUGAAAAGCACCACAUAUGAACCAAAACAGCAACAUUAAUAGUAAUAAUAAUAAUUAUAAUGUGCUAUAAAAACAAACUCUGGUGCAGUUUUUUACUUGAUUAAAAAUGCUAAUUAAUUUCAAAGUAAAUUGGAGUAUAUCAGUUUUUGAAGUGACCUAAAGGUGUUUUGCUCCUCCCGGUGCAGUCCAUAAAAAAAAUUGCAUCACUGCGUGCAUGCAUGCAUGUGUGUGUGUGUGUGUGUGUGUGUUCACUGCAUUGAAGGAGAAACAUCAACAGCUGUGAAACCUUCACACCGGACUACAGUAACAUGUUUUAGGAGCAGUGUUUACUUCCUUUUACAUUUUUGAAAGAGGUUAUUUCUCGCAGCGAGUCUGAUGGCAGAAACUAACAGCACCGGCGAUGCUGCAGAGCACAUCAUGUGCAAUUAUGACGCAAAUAUUUAUCAGUGCAAUCAGACGGAUCUGAUGAGAUUCCAAAACCCUGUUCCUCUGACCGACACGUGGCUCGUCCCGCUGUUUUUCACACUCAUCAUGUUUGUGGGUUUAGUGGGUAACCUAAUAGUCAUCUAUGUGGUCAUUAAAAACCAGCAGAUGAAGACGGUUACAAACCUCUACAUAGUUAAUCUUGCCACCACCGAUAUACUUUUCCUGGUUUGUUGCGUUCCCUUCACUGCCACUGUGUACGUUCUUCCUAGCUGGAUAUUUGGGGAUUUUAUGUGUCGCCUGGUCAAUUAUCUGCAACAGGUAACGGCUCAGGCGACCUGCAUCACUCUGUCCGCGAUGAGCGUGGACCGGUUUUACGUGACUGUGUACCCGCUGCAGUCUCUCCAUCACCGAACUCCACAGAUGGCUCUGUCCGUGUGCACCACCAUCUGGAUAUGUUCUUCACUGCUCUCAGUGCCGAUUGCUCUGUAUCAGCACACUGAGUCUUCAUACUGGUUCGGCCCACAGACGUACUGCACUGAGACCUUUCCUUCGGUCAUUCAUAAGAGAGUUUACCUCCUUUACUCCUUCUUGGCUGUUUACCUGCUGCCUCUGAUCACCAUCUGCAUGUGUUAUACCUUCAUGCUGAAGCGCAUGGCGCAGGCCACAGUCCAACCAGUUCAAGGCUGUAACCAGAUUAGUCUGCAGACGUCAUCGGAGCGUGCUGAAGCCGUGCGCAGCCGCGUCUCCAGGAUGGUAGUGGUGAUGGUGCUGCUGUUCCUGCUGUGCUGGGGUCCCAUCCAGAUCCUGAUCCUGCUGCAGGCCUUCUGUGCUGAAGACGUGAGCCGCAGCUACACGCUCUACAAGCUGAAGAUCUGGGCGCACGGCAUGUCCUACUCCAACUCCUCCAUCAACCCCGUCAUCUACGCCUUCAUGGGGGCCAACUUCAGAAAGGCCUUCAGAAGUGUGUGUCCUCUGAUCUUCAAAAGGAGGAGCACCGAGCCGCUCGCCACAUAUAACAGAGAGAUGAACUUUCUUUCAUCCUGACCUCUGCUGGAGCGCUCAUGGAGGGUUGGAGAUUUGACGGAUCAAAUGGAUUGCAUUGAGAGCUCUAGAAUGUAGAAGUGCGCUAAUGUUUGCGAUUGUUUUAGAGCUUCUGAUUCAGUUGUCUAUGGGAGAAAUGACUAUUUAGGAGAAACGAACGUCAGAAA